Messenger RNA from Gasterosteus aculeatus aculeatus (three-spined stickleback), 968 nucleotides. RefSeq names its product DNA replication complex GINS protein PSF3. The record is from RefSeq and is a predicted model, not a curated record. Gene Ontology annotation, cellular component: GINS complex. Gene Ontology annotation, biological process: mitotic DNA replication initiation. NCBI's taxonomy places the organism in Eukaryota, Metazoa, Chordata, Actinopteri, Perciformes, Gasterosteidae.
CUCUGAUUGGCCGCCGGAUCGCGGCGCCAAAAGAGGAAAGAGGAAGCGUCGUCAACACAGAAGAAGAGAUUAUCUACGCGAUGUUUCAGUAAAUAUAUGUCGGUAAACGCUGCCUUUGACCUCGUUCGGCCAUAAAGAUGGACACGCAGUCCUAUCUGCCCGUACAGCCCGGGGUGGGAAUGCAGGAGAACUUCCUGUCUCUCGACGACAUUCUGCUCUCUCACGAGCGGCUCCCGAUCCGCACGGAGUGCGCCUUCCCCCGGCUGGGCUACCUGGAGAAGGCGACCGACGCGCAGGACAUCCCGCAGGGCACCAAGAUGGAGCUCCCUCUGUGGCUGUCCAAGGGCCUGUACGAGAGGAAGAGGAGGGUGCUGUCGGUGGAGCUCCCCAAGGUGUACAGGGAGGGCUGGAGGACCGUGUUCAACGCCGACCCCAACGUGGUGGACCUGCACAAGAUGGGGCCCUACUACUACGGCCUGGGCUCCCAGAUGCUGCACUUCGACAGCCCAGAGAACCCGGAGAUCGCCCAGACGCUGCUGCAGACGUUCAUCGGCCGCUUCAGACGGAACAUGGACUCGUCCCAGAACGCCUACAACGAGGACACGUCUGCGCUGGUGGAGCGCCUGGACUGCUUGGAGAAGUUCCUGUUCACGUCGGGGCAGAGCGGCCUCAACGGCUUCCAGAGCUGGGAGAAGGGACGGGCCUCGCAGCUCACCGCCUCCAGCCUGGUCCUCAACUACCGCAAGAGGAAGAUGGCCGACGUGCCGCCCUGAGCCCACUUUCAGUGUCGUCCUCAGAGCCGGACCCCCCCGCAGUGGGACGGGGUUUCAUUUAUUAUGCCACGUCCACGUCUCCCGUAUCCACACAUGCAGCGUGUUCGUGAUCCCUCUGCUCGUUGAACUGUUGAUGCACGUUCACAACUCGGGAGUUGAAUUGUAUAAAGUAAAUAUGUUGCUUUACAAAUCAAA